This is a messenger RNA of Drosophila busckii, 597 nucleotides long. RefSeq names its product electron transfer flavoprotein regulatory factor 1 (gene osi). Gene Ontology annotation, biological process: respiratory electron transport chain. The record is from RefSeq and is a predicted model, not a curated record. Gene Ontology annotation, cellular component: mitochondrion. The transcript has 2 exons. NCBI's taxonomy places the organism in Eukaryota, Metazoa, Arthropoda, Insecta, Diptera, Drosophilidae. Bases 105 to 362 code for a protein of 85 amino acids.
GGUUCUGCCAUAACUGAAACGGACGGCAAGUGAAAUACAACACAAAGUUAAAAGUUUAGUUAUUUUGCAUUUAAAAGUUUAACAAAUAACUUGGACAACUGGUGAUGUCAGAGCUGCGCUCCAAAGUUAUUUUUCUCUACAAACACUUACAGUUCCUGGGCCGUGAUUAUCCCGGCCUGAAUGGGCCGCAAAAGUUUCGCAAACAAAUACACGAUGCGUUCAUGAACAAUAAGGAUGAGCGCGAUCCCAAGAAGAUCGUGGCUCUAUUGGCCCAGGGACGUUACCUCGCCAAGGAAGUGGAGGCGUUGUACUCGCUAAAAAAGUACCGCACAGUUAAGCAGCGUUACAGCUACAACGACUAGACGCGGAAAUGCGGAUGUGCAAAAAUUGAUGGACUGAGCAAAGGAAUGUGCGAGGAUAUGACACGCGUUUGUUUUUUUAUUGUUUACUACAAGCACUUUAUACACACACCUAAACAUAAUUGUUAAUUUCGAAUGUCAUGUCAAUGUUUAACUUUAAGUUAUUGUUGAUGCAAAACAUACAUAGCGUAGUGCAUAAAACGAAAAAUAAAGUCAUUGAAUAACCAAGCCAAAAUAA